AUGCUGUCGUACAUUGUGGCUGCCCUGCUCAUUGCGCUUACGCUGUACGUGCUCUUCGGCAACGCUGCAAGCAGCAACGUUAAGUGUGCCCUCGAUCCGGAUAAGUUUAAGGGGUUUAAGCUCGUGGAGAAGUUUGAGGUGAGCCCUGACGCCUGGAUCUUCCGCUUUGCUCUCCACACACCAACGCAGCGCCUCGGUCUCCCCAUUGGAAACCACAUCUACCUCCGCGCCGCGAUCCAGAACCCGGAGGGGAAGUCCGAGGUUGUGCAGCACGCGUACACACCCAUCUCGUCCGAUGAUGACUUGGGGCACGUGGACUACUUGAUCAAGGUGUACCACAAGAACGUCCAUCCAAAGUUCCCGAACGGCGGGCGGCUUUCGCAGCACCUGUACAAUCUUCCCAUUGGCAGCACCGUGGAGAUGCGGGGACCGGUGGGGAAAUUCGAGUACCUCGGCAACGGCAACUGCACCAUCGGCGACGGCAAGGGCGGGGCGAGGCGGAUACACGUGGACACGUUCGCCAUGGUGGCGGGUGGCACCGGCAUUACCCCGAUGAUGCAGCUCAUUCGCGCCAUCAUGAAAUCCCCAAAUGACCCCACCAAGGUUUUCCUCGUGUUCGCGAACAACACCGAGUCCGACAUCCUGCUGCGCAAGGAGCUCGACGAGUGCACGAAGGACCCGCGUGUCCAUGUGUGGUACACUAUCGCGGAGAAUGCGCCGGAGGGAUGGCGCUACAGCACCGGCUUCGUUACGGAGGAGAUGCUGCGCGCCCACCUGCCAGUGCUGCAGCCGCCGGAGGAGAAGCACGGCCGCGUCCUCGCCGUCGCGUGCGGCCCGCCGGUGAUGUUGCAGAUGGCGGUGAAGCCGAACCUACAGAAGAUGGGCUACGCCGACGACGAUAUAUUCUCCUUCUGA
Molecule: messenger RNA, 915 nt
Organism: Trypanosoma grayi
Lineage: Eukaryota; Euglenozoa; Kinetoplastea; Trypanosomatida; Trypanosomatidae
Product: putative NADH-cytochrome b5 reductase
Exons: 1
Coding region: 1-915 (304 amino acids)
Molecular function (GO): FAD binding; oxidoreductase activity
Source: RefSeq, a predicted model, not a curated record